UGUUUGUAUAUUAUUAGUUUAUUCCACUGUAUGUUCUGUUCAACAAAGAAUAAAGAAUUUGUUAAAAGAGUGAGACCUCUUGCUUUGCUCUGCAGAGGGCAGCUUGCUCAUGUCUGGAAAGUAACUCCAAACCCGCGAAAGAUCUCGCGAGAGUGCUCACCUGCACACAACCCAUGAUCUUUCCCUAUCCUUAAUUAAUUGAUUUUGUGCCUUAACCUAAGCAGACCCUUAUCAAAGCGCUGUUACAUACAAAACACAAUCAUUUAGAAGAAGAAGAAAAAACAAGAAAAAACGAAUACAAAUCUCGCGACAGUUGCGUGCGUGACUUUAGGUUGAGUAACAAUCUACAUACGACCGGGGCAGCUUCCUCGGGGUCUCUGUUGCGUGACUUCAGGCACUGUAUUCCUCCCUCCAUCUCUCAGACCCACAAGCAGCAUCAUGUUUGCCGUCAGAAACGUUCUCCGCCUCAGCUCCAGACUAUCCAUCCCCGCCGUGGCACGAAGGGGAUGCGCCGGGGCUACCAUCCCGGUGGACGAUGUAGUGAAUGGACUCACCGAAGAUCAGAUACAGCUUAGGCAGACGGUUCGUAAAUUCUGUGCAGAAAAACUUGCACCUUAUGCUGAUGAGAUCGACAAGAGCAAUGAAUUUCCAGGAAUGCGGGAUUAUUGGAAAGAUAUGGGAGAGAUGGGACUCCUUGGGAUCACUGCUCCAGAGGAAUAUGGGGGCACAGGAUUGGGCUACCUAGAUCACGUCAUUGUUAUGGAGGAAAUGUCACGAGUGUCAGCGGCCGUUGCUCUUAGUUACGGUGCCCAUUCUAACCUCUGUGUCAAUCAGAUGGUGCGCCACGGAAAUGAGAAACAGAAGGAGAAGUACAUGCCAAAGUUAAUGACAGGGGAGCAUGUAGGAGCCCUGGCCAUGAGUGAGCCCAACGCUGGGUCGGAUGUCGUGUCUAUGAAACUGAAAGCCCAGAAGAAAGGCGACUACUAUGUUCUGAAUGGAAACAAGUUCUGGAUCACAAACGGGCCAGAUGCCGACGUCCUUAUUGUUUAUGCCAAGACAAAUCCUGAGGCCCAUCAAAAAGGCAUCACAGCUUUCAUUGUUGAAAAGGGAAUGCCAGGAUUCUCCACAGCACAGAAGCUCGACAAACUCGGCAUGAGGGGAUCCAACACGUGCGAGCUGAUCUUUGAAGACUGCAAAGUCCCAGAGAAGAAUAUCCUGGGUCCGUUGAACAAAGGUGUUUAUGUGAUGAUGAGUGGCCUAGAUCUGGAGAGGCUCGUCCUCUCAUCAGGACCUAUUGGCAUCAUGCAGGCAGUUUUGGACUUUUCGGUUCCUUACCUACAUGUCAGAGAAGCUUUCGGACAGAAGAUUGGACACUUUCAGCUAAUGCAAGGCAAGAUGGCUGACAUGUACACCAGGUUGAGCUCCUGUCGACAGUAUGUGUACAACGUUGCCCGGGCUUGUGACAAGGGACACUUCAGUGCAAUGGACUGUGCUGGAGUGAUUCUGUAUUGCGCUGAAAACGCCACUCAGGUUGCUUUGGAUGGCAUUCAGUGUUUGGGUGGUAAUGGCUACAUCAACGACUACCCCAUGGGACGUUUUCUGCGCGAUGCAAAGCUUUAUGAAAUCGGUGCAGGCACAAGUGAAGUACGUCGGCUCAUCAUUGGACGAUCCUUCAACGCCAUGUUCAAAUAGGCCAAACUGAGAAAAUCUCUAAAGACUGAUUGAGCUGUUUGCCGUGAAUGAACACACAGUUACUCACACACAGGGCCUUACAUCGUAUGAAAUGUUGCUGCUUUUGGGAUGUUGUCGGGUUUUCGUAUGUUUCAGAAUCUGUCACCUCGGAUUUUAAUUCAUAUAUAAUAUACAUGAAAUCAUUCUGUAGAGAUAACAGUUACUGAAAGGUUAACAGUUACUGACAGGCAAAACAAGUGAAAUGAUGAUUUAGUAUGUUAAGUGGCCUAAUGUCAUUUUGUUUUUCAUAUCAGGCUGACUCAGUCACUUGAUAACCACUGAAAUGCCAAUAAAGCAAUAAAGCUA
This is a messenger RNA of Scomber scombrus (Atlantic mackerel), 2037 nucleotides long. It is a transcript of the gene ivd, whose product is annotated as isovaleryl-CoA dehydrogenase. Bases 439 to 1692 code for a protein of 417 amino acids. The record is from RefSeq and is a predicted model, not a curated record. Gene Ontology annotation, biological process: L-leucine catabolic process. NCBI's taxonomy places the organism in Eukaryota, Metazoa, Chordata, Actinopteri, Scombriformes, Scombridae. The transcript has 12 exons. Gene Ontology annotation, molecular function: flavin adenine dinucleotide binding; 3-methylbutanoyl-CoA dehydrogenase activity. Gene Ontology annotation, cellular component: mitochondrion.